AUGGUGUCCAACCCUGUGCAUGGCCUGCCCUUUCUCCCGGGCACGUCCUUUAAGGACUUCACGAAAACAGCAUUUCAUAGAAGCCAGACGCUGGGCUACAGGAAUGGCUAUGCAGUUGUUCGACGUCCAACAGUUGGUAUAGGCGGGGAGCGGCUCCAGGUCAACCAGCUGUCCCAGGCUGAGCUGGAUGAGUUGGCCAACAAGGCACCGAUUUUAACUUAUGGCCAACCUAAGCAGGCCCCACCUGCAGAAUUUAUUCCUGCACAUGUGGCUUUUGACAAAAAGGUGCUGAAAUUUGAUGCCUAUUUCCAAGAAGAUGUUCCUAUGUCAACUGAGGAACAUUAUCGGAUUCGCCAAGUGAACAUUUACUACUACCUGGAAGAUGACAGCAUGUCUGUCGUGGAGCCUGUUGUGGAAAACUCUGGGAUCCUUCAAGGCAAGUUAAUCAAACGCCAGCGGCUACCCAAGAACGACCAGGGAGACCAUUACCAUUGGAAAGACCUAAAUCGAGGAAUAAACAUAACAAUUUAUGGCAAAACUUUCCGCAUUGUUGACUGCGACCGAUUCACGCAGGUAUUUUUGGAAAGUCAAGGAAUUGAAUUAAAUCCACCAGAGAAGAUGGCUCUUGAUCCUUACACUGAACUCCGGAAACAGCCUCUUCGUAAGUAUGUCACCCCAUCGGACUUUGACCAACUGAAGCAGUUUCUCACCUUUGACAAACAAGUUCUUCGAUUCUAUGCAGUCUGGGAUGAUACAGACAGCAUGUUUGGUGAAUGUCGGACCUACAUCAUUCAUUACUAUCUUAUGGAUGAUACAGUGGAAAUUCGAGAAGUCCAUGAACGGAACGAUGGGCGAGAUCCUUUCCCACUCCUGAUGAACCGCCAGCGCAUGCCAAAGGUUUUGGUGGAGAAUGCAAAGAACUUCCCUCAGUGUGUGCUGGAGAUCUCUGAUCAAGAGGUGUUGGAAUGGUAUACCGCCAAAGACUUCAUUGUGGGGAAACCACUCACUAUCCUCGGGAGAACCUUCUUCAUCUAUGAUUGUGAUCCUUUCACUCGACAGUAUUACAAAGAAAAGUUUGGAAUCUCUGAUUUACCACGUAUUGAUGUGAGCAAGAAGGAGCCACCUCCUGUGAAACCGGAAUUACCUCCCUAUAACGGUUAUGGACUUGUUGAAGACUCUGCUCAGAAUUGCUUUGUUCUCAUUCCAAAGGCUCCGAAGAAAGAUGUUAUUAAAAUGCUGAUGAACGAUAACAAGGUGCUUCGUUAUUUGGCUGCACUGGAAUCUCCCAUCCCGGAAGACAAAGACCGCCGAUUUGUCUUCUCUUAUUUUCUUGCCAGUGACAUGAUCAGUAUCUUUGAGCCACCUGUCCGCAAUUCUGGCAUCAUUGGGGGCAAGUACCUUGGCAGAACUAAAGUUGCUAAACCGUCCUCAACAGCGGAAAACCCCAUCUACUAUGGCCCGACUGACUUCUUCAUUGGUGCUGUGAUUGAGGUGUUUGGCCACCGGUUUGUCAUCCUUGACACAGACGACUAUGUUUUGAAGUACAUGGAGAGCAAUGCUACCCAGUAUUCACCAGAAGCACUCUUGUCCAUUCAGAACCGUGUUCAAAAGCAAGAAGGUCCUGCACCAGAAUUGGAAAACAAGCAAACUAAAGAGGAUCCAGGUGUGCAAGAACUGGAGGCAUUAAUAGACACAAUCCAGAAGCAACUGAAAGAUCAUCCGUGCAAAGACAACAUUCGCGAAGCCUUUCAAAUUUAUGACAAGGAAGAUUCAGGAUAUGUUGACAAAGAGAUGUUCUUUAAAAUCUGUGACUCUCUCAACCUGCCAAUCGAUGAUUCCUUGAUUAAGGAGUUGAUCAGGCUGUGCCCUCACAGAGAAGACAAGAUUAACUACUAUCACUUUGUGCGUGCUUUCUCCAACUGA
Molecule: messenger RNA, 1923 nt
Organism: Neomonachus schauinslandi (Hawaiian monk seal)
Lineage: Eukaryota; Metazoa; Chordata; Mammalia; Carnivora; Phocidae
Gene: EFHC1
Product: EF-hand domain containing 1
Exons: 11
Coding region: 1-1923 (640 amino acids)
Biological process (GO): cilium-dependent cell motility; mitotic spindle organization; mitotic cytokinesis
Cellular component (GO): axoneme; mitotic spindle
Molecular function (GO): alpha-tubulin binding; calcium ion binding
Source: RefSeq, a predicted model, not a curated record